Pistacia vera is the source of this 994-nucleotide messenger RNA. RefSeq names its product dnAJ-like protein slr0093. The transcript has 6 exons. NCBI's taxonomy places the organism in Eukaryota, Viridiplantae, Streptophyta, Magnoliopsida, Sapindales, Anacardiaceae. Gene Ontology annotation, cellular component: cytoplasm; nucleus. The record is from RefSeq and is a predicted model, not a curated record. Bases 218 to 589 code for a protein of 123 amino acids.
UGUGGCAUUUGAAGCUCAUCUCCUUCUGAUUUUAACUAAAAAAAUCAACCACAAAAACAACACAAUAUCUUUCAAACUUGUCAUUUCUUCAAAAUUCAGAAAAAAUAUAAUAUCUGCUGAUCGAGGAAACCAAAACCACUUCUGGGUUCUUUUAAUCAAAUGAAGUAUUUUGUAAAUAAACCUCUGUUUAUAGCCCCCAACCCCAUUUCUGUACCAAAUGGAAGCCAAUGAUAAUUCUACUAAUAAGGACUUUUACAAGAUUUUAGAAGUUGAUUAUGAUGCAACUGAUGAGAAGAUCAGGUUAAAUUACCGAAGACUUGCACUGAAGUGGCAUCCUGAUAAGCACAAUGGUGAUAGCGCUGUUACAGAGAAAUUCCAAGAGAUAAACGAAGCCUAUAAAGUGUUGAGUGAUCCUGACAAACGCCUUGAAUAUGAUUUCACUGGGAUUUAUGAGAUUGAUAAGUAUACUUUGCGGGAAUAUCUUGCCAGAUUUAAAGGAAUGAUUCUUACCUGCAAUGGCCUUGGCAUUAGUCAGCCCUCUAUAUGGACACCACAACUGAAAGAAACCAAUGACUUUGCAGAUAUAUAAGGUCUGGUGAUAUUGUAAUCCAUGACAAUGUUUGUGCUAUAGACCUCGUAAUCUUUCUCUUAAUGAGUCGGAUCUCUGCAAUCGAAAAUUUCCAAUAUCAUUUGGAUACAAGAAUUACUGUGUGAAUUGAAGCAGGAAUAGAGAUGUUGAAGUUUGUACUAUGUUGCCGAGGCAGCUGAAGAUGGACCUGAGUAUGUUUGUACUGUUACAUACAAUAGCAAUCGAUAUCAGUAACUUGGUAAUGAUUUUUUUGAGACGAAAGCUCAUUUUAUGUGGCUGUGAGAAAUAUUGAGAUGUGAAUAUGUGAAAGAUCUUUUGAUGUUCCAAUUCUAUCCAAUCAUCUGUCGACUAAUCUUAUAAGUUAUGGUUUGUAUUUAGAGUAAAUUUGUGGCUGGUGAAUGGUUC